This is a messenger RNA of Nicotiana tabacum (common tobacco), 1640 nucleotides long. RefSeq names its product transcription factor TCP5. Gene Ontology annotation, cellular component: nucleus. NCBI's taxonomy places the organism in Eukaryota, Viridiplantae, Streptophyta, Magnoliopsida, Solanales, Solanaceae. The record is from RefSeq and is a predicted model, not a curated record. Gene Ontology annotation, molecular function: sequence-specific DNA binding; DNA-binding transcription factor activity.
UAAUAUAAGUUUAUUCUUUGCACAUGAGUUAGGUUUCUCGUCAAAAUUGCUUUAGUCACUCAUCUUGAUACAAGGCAGGAGGAACAAGAGGAAAUUAAAGAGAAAAAAUUGAUUUUUUUUUUAAGAAGAAGGAGGGAUUAUUACUUCACGAGCCAAUACUAAUAAUCGAAAGGCGGUAAUAACCAUUGUACAUCUCAGGGAAGAAUCUUUUCUUCUCCAACUAUAUAUUGAUCAUCAGUAAUGACAAAAACAAGUUGAUGAUGAAUCCAAGUGGAAACAAAUCUCAGGCUAAUAAGCAAGAAGCAGAUCAUGAUCAUGACACCAAUAAGAGUAAAAUCUCAAGGACUCCAUCAUCAAGUUCAAGGCAGUCAUGGGCAGGCUUUAAAAAUCCAAGAAUUGUGCGCGUUUCGCGUUCAUUUGGAGGGAAAGAUAGGCAUAGUAAGGUUUGCACUGUAAGGGGAUUAAGAGACAGAAGAAUUAGACUUUCAGUGCCUACUGCAAUUCACUUGUAUAAUCUUCAAGAUAGACUUGGGCUCAGCCAACCUAGCAAAGUUAUAGACUGGUUACUUGAUGCUACUAAACAUGAAAUUGAUAAACUUCCACCUUUGCAAAUGCCACCACCAUCUCUUUCUCACUUCUUCAAUAAUACAAAUACAUAUAUGAGAGAUGGAUCAAAUCAAGAAUUGUUGUCUAUCAAUGAAUCUGGGGCUAAAAUAGGUGACCAUUUAAUGAGAGAAGCAGCAUUUGGAAAAGACAAGUGGAUUGCCUCAAAUGAGCAAGAAAAUCAGGAUGGUACUAAUAUUGGAAGUUAUGUUCCACUACUUUCAUCUCAAAACAUUUCUUCUUUACCUGCAGGCAUGUUAAAUAGCAAUAUGCCCUUCAAUAAUAACUACCAUAACUUGUCUUUAGCUCUAUUUGGAAAUAAUAACCAUACCUUUUCAUCACAAACAGAAGAUAAUCUUCCUAUAUCAGUAGCAUCAUCCAAUUAUAUGUCUUUUCCUUCAGGCUCUCAUCAAUUAUAUUUCUGUCCAACUGCUACAACAUUGUCAUCUCUUGUUCCAGCUCCAUUUAUGAGUACCACUAAUUCACAGCUCAACCACUUCCAUUUUUUAAACUCAAGUACUACUAAUUCACAACAUGUCCUUCCAAAUCCGCUCGCGCCAACUCUUCAGUUAAUCAGUCCCCCUGUGAAAACUUCCAAGACGAAUGACCAUCCUAAUGGGAUUAACUCACAAGAUAAUGGUGAUCUUGACAACCAGUAAUUACCACAUAAAGAAGGCAGUGGUUCUUAAUUAGCAUAUGGAUUAGAAGAAAUUGCCACAUGGAAGUUGCUCUAUCUUGGGACUUAAGGUAGAAAGCUUCAACUAUAUAUAUGCCUUGAAAAGCCUCAUUCUACACCUUGUCCCGGAUACAGCAAAUAUAAAUUUGCUACAUUCUUGCUUCUUUACAGAUAUACAGCAUUUAGCAAGGUACAUUCUGUCUCUUUUAUGUUUAUAAAUUUUUUUAUCUCUUUAACUACGGAAAAUAAUAUGGAUAUUGGACUAAUUGUUCUACUACCACUAUACGUGGUAAUUCUUUAUUUUUUUUUUUACUUUUUAUUUAACGACCUAAUGUGUAAACCAACCAAGUUACCGUUGCAC